Messenger RNA from Alternaria alternata, 1656 nucleotides. Its product is annotated as MFS general substrate transporter. NCBI's taxonomy places the organism in Eukaryota, Fungi, Ascomycota, Dothideomycetes, Pleosporales, Pleosporaceae. Gene Ontology annotation, molecular function: polyamine transmembrane transporter activity. The transcript has 2 exons. The coding region runs from base 1 to 1656 and encodes 551 amino acids. Gene Ontology annotation, biological process: transmembrane transport; intracellular polyamine homeostasis. The record is from RefSeq and is a predicted model, not a curated record.
AUGGAGACGGGAAACCAGAGAGAUACAGAAGAAACAAUGUCAAUCUCAUCGUCCCGAGCCUCGACCGCGUCAGGGCAUUCUAGCAAUGCCGAUCCGCCCAGAACAUCGAAUUCAAAACAACGUCCAGUAACCCUAGCCAGAACUGCCUCGAUCCUGCCCGAUGCUAUUGUCGUUCCACGCUCGCAGCGGCGUGGACUUCUUGCUCGCUUUGCCCUCAUCCCGGAGGUCGAGAACCCAGAGCAUUAUGCGCGGCAAACGAAAUGGUUUCUGACCUUCAUUGUCGCAUUCUGCGCCAUGGCAGCACCCAUGGGCAGCGCAAUUGUCAUGCCAGUGCUGCAGGAAAUCAGUACAGCCUUCAACGCGACCGAGACAGUGACCAACAUGAGCGUUGCUGUGUACAUGCUUAGCAUGUCCAUCUUCCCCUUGUGGUGGAGCUCUUUUUCGGAGCGACUGGGCAGGCGUACUAUAUACAUAAGUUCGUUCAUACUCUUCGUAGUAUUUGCCAUACUCUCUGCCAUCAGCAAAAGCAUCGCCAUGCUCAUUGUCUUCCGUGUUCUGUCUGGCGGCGCAGCAGCAUCUGUACAAGCGGUAGGGGCAGGGACCAUCGCCGAUGUCUGGGAGACGAAAGAGCGUGGACGAGCAAUGGGUAUCUUCUAUCUUGGACCUCUCUGCGGCCCACUCUUCGCCCCCAUCAUUGGUGGUGCUUUAGGCUCAGGUCUAGGUUGGCGAUCAACACAAUGGUUCCUGGUCAUCUAUGGCGGCAUGACACUCAUCUUCAUCAUCUUCGCACUCCCGGAAACCCUGCACAGGAAAGAAAAACCAUCUGCUGAUCCGACAGCAGCACCAGCCGGUAACGAAACCGAGAAGGAGCAAAGUACAACACUCGGAAGAAGCGCAACCCGCGCCUCAACCGUUCAAAAGACCAAGGGCGUACUUCUUCAUCUCCGCCAUAUCUUCAUCGACCCCUUGCGCAUCAUAGCAUGGCUCCGGUUCCCACCAGUCCUCCUAACCGUCUAUUACGCCAGCAUAACAUUCGGCAGUCUCUACAUCCUCAACAUUAGCAUCCAGUCCACUUUCGCCGCUCCACCCUACUCAUUCUCUACCCUCAUCAUCGGCCUACUUUACAUUCCCAACUCGGCCGGCUACCUUCUCGCCUCACUGUUCGGCGGUAAAUGGAUUGACAGUAUCAUGCACCGCGAAGCCCGAAAAGCGGGACGUUACGACGACAAAGGCAAGCUUAUCUUUCGCCCCGAAGACCGGAUGAAGGAGAAUGCGUGGAUUGCUGCUAUCCUUUGGCCUUCGGCCCUGAUCAUUUAUGGUUGGACAGCGGAGAAGGGGGUCCAUUGGAUCGUGCCCAUGAUUAGCAACUUCUUUUUCGGCAUCGGUAGUAUGCUCAUUUUCGCGCUGGUCAACACUAUGCUCACGGAGUUCAUGCCUCGGCGGGCUGCCUCUGGAAUUGCGCUGAACAAUUUUGUGAGAAACAUCUUCUCCUUUACGGGCGCGGUAGUUGCAGAGCCGAUAUUGAGCGCCAUAGGAAAUGGAUGGUUGAUGACGAUCUUAGGCAUUUGGAGCGUGGUCACAGGGUGUGCGGCGCUCUAUGCUAUGGGCAGAUGGGGUGGGAAGUGGAGGGAAGCUAUGGUCAAGGUUAUGGGCUGA